This is a messenger RNA of Truncatella angustata, 1534 nucleotides long. RefSeq lists its product as uncharacterized. Bases 188 to 1426 code for a protein of 412 amino acids. The transcript has a single exon. NCBI's taxonomy places the organism in Eukaryota, Fungi, Ascomycota, Sordariomycetes, Amphisphaeriales, Sporocadaceae. Gene Ontology annotation, molecular function: membrane insertase activity. Gene Ontology annotation, biological process: protein insertion into mitochondrial inner membrane from matrix; mitochondrial respiratory chain complex IV assembly. Gene Ontology annotation, cellular component: mitochondrial inner membrane. The record is from RefSeq and is a predicted model, not a curated record.
CUACCGUACCUGCUAGCACAGACCAUACCUAAAUUGAGGUCCCUGCAAAUGGAUCUGCAUCACCAAUAAAAGCUUGAAAUCAUGCAGGUGCGUACUGCUAUGCCCAGCUUAGCUGCACGCCCAUCAGGAGCCCCCAGCCGGCAAAUCGACAUUGACGACUAUGAUAUUGCAAUGAGAUUCAAGCAGGAUGAAGACUCUCAUCCGCUCCCAUAACCCAGCUCGGCUGAGUGCAGCCCUGCCGAGGCCCUUGUUCAGGCCAGGAGUCAGCGCCUCCACCAGAAUCUCAUCAACGCCUUUUACAUCUCAUCCGAGCCAUCGCCAACGUCGCUCCUUCCACCUUGGUGUGGCCCCAGUAGUCCAGACCGUCGGCCAAUGCUUCCAAACCGGUUGCCAGACUGCACAAGAUGUCAUGCUGGCGGCGCAUGGCCUAACGGGUAUGCCCUGGGUGUUCACGAUUCCUUUGUUCGCCCUAGGCGUGAACCUGCUCUUCCGGCUCCCGUUCAAUCUCCAGAACCAAGUGCUCAUACAGCGGCGAUCCAAGGUCGCUCAUGUCUUGCAGGGAUGGUUUCGGAAGCAUUGGCAGGAGGUCAGCAGGGAGCAGGUUCCUCCUGGCGAAAUGAAGAAGGAGCUGGAGAAGCGCGCAAAGCCACAGGCCAAGAGGCUGUACCGGGCGUUGGGUCUGCAGCAGUGGAAGUUCUAUCUCAUAGGGCUGGGUAUACCCUUCUGGCUCAUGAGCUUGGAGGCUAUUCGAAGGCUUUGUGGUGCUGGGCGGUUCGGGCUCAAUUCCAGUGAUGCGGGCCCUGCUACCAGCGACACGGCCACAAGGGACCUAUCGCAAAGAGUUGUGGACACAUCUGACGCAGCGCUUCGGCCGGUUCCAGAUGCCUCUGCAGCCUCAGAUGUAGUCACAAAUACGGCGCAAAUUGUGAACGCUGCUCAACCAAUGGAUCCAACGCUCACUAGCGAGGGACUGUUGUGGUUUACCGAUCUUACCGUAGCUGACCCCUACUACAUACUCCCGAUUACCUUUACGGCGCUGACAGUGCUCAACAUCAUACCCAAAGACAAGACAGCCCGACAAGCACUGUUUGGAAGACUCAGCCGCAUCAACGCCGCCCCGAGUAAGGACUCCAAUGCUCCGCCGUCUACGGAAACCAUGGACCUGGGCAGCAACUGGCGUAUCAGAACCAUCAGAGCUAUUCUCUUGAGCUCCCCGGGGUUGAUCAUUCUCACCGGGUCCUUCCCCGCAGCUGUGCACCUUUAUACCAUCACCUCUGUACUCGCUACCAUGUUGACUCGUGCCAUACUCUCAAAAAUGUACCCGGUGGUGGCCAAGGCCGAGACAUGCAAGCACAGGGAGAUGCCGGUCAUUAGACCCGCCCUGCCGAAACUCGACAUUGUCAGCAAGGAAGCGGCGAAGUCAUGAGCACUUUGGGAGAACAGACUUGGCAUGGGCCGGGUAUAUCACCCUAAGCCCUAGUCUAGACGCUUAUCAAGAUGAUCCAUCCGGGAGACACAGGUCGGAUCUUGCGGU